AUGAUCGCCUCCCAAAUUUCGAAUACUGCUCUAGACGACAACGCCUCGAGCAUACACUCGUGGCUAACGUCCCUACCCAGCGAUCUUACCACCUUUUCCGACAUUACCACCGCGUCGAUACAUACUAACCCUAGGGGAAUUACGCCGGAGCCUUUGUCGUCAGCACUUAGGUGCCAUAGCUACCACCACCUUCAGCAGCAACACAGCUCGGAGAUACCGCAGCUCGCCGGCACGAAACGCAGGCAUAGCGAGAUUCACUUGCACAGCACAAAGUCGCCAGAUAUAACGGCAAGCUUCGCGUCGCAGUCUACGCCGUCAGAUACAACGGCCCUUCCAAGCCGUAAUAAGAAGAAGACGAUACGCGAGAAGAACCGAAGAGCUGCGACCAAGUAUCGCAACAAGACGAAGUGUGAAAUUACAAAGCUUCAGGAGACAGAGAAACAGCUCUCUAAGAAGAACAAUAUCCUAAACGCCCACGUCAAGGAAUUACGCGAUACGACCCUCGUUCUCAAGACGGAGAUCCUGCGGCAUGGCACUUGCAAGGACCAGGUCAUUCAUGAUUACAUCUUGAGGAAGGCUAGGGAGUUAAGUCUAGAUUAG
Microdochium trichocladiopsis is the source of this 600-nucleotide messenger RNA. RefSeq lists its product as uncharacterized. Gene Ontology annotation, biological process: regulation of DNA-templated transcription. The transcript has a single exon. Gene Ontology annotation, molecular function: DNA-binding transcription factor activity. The record is from RefSeq and is a predicted model, not a curated record. The coding region runs from base 1 to 600 and encodes 199 amino acids. Lineage: Eukaryota; Fungi; Ascomycota; Sordariomycetes; Xylariales; Microdochiaceae.